Molecule: messenger RNA, 3677 nt
Organism: Gadus chalcogrammus (walleye pollock)
Lineage: Eukaryota; Metazoa; Chordata; Actinopteri; Gadiformes; Gadidae
Gene: ttll6
Product: tubulin tyrosine ligase-like family, member 6
Exons: 18
Coding region: 9-2399 (796 amino acids)
Biological process (GO): protein polyglutamylation; microtubule cytoskeleton organization
Cellular component (GO): cilium
Molecular function (GO): tubulin-glutamic acid ligase activity; tubulin binding
Source: RefSeq, a predicted model, not a curated record
CUAUCAACAUGGUGAACUGCAGGUACGAAAGUGUGCGUCGCACAUCGUACCGUUUUGGCCUGCGAGAAUCGUUGGAGGGCGAAGACUUUAACCUGUACUGGACUGACACCAGCGUCACGCUGGACAGACUGGUCGGCAUCAAACCCUACCAGAAGGUCAACCACUUCCCUGGCAUGAUGGAGGUGUGCAGGAAGGACAUGCUGGCCAGGAACCUCAACCGCAUGGCCAAGAGGUUCCCCAAAGACUACAGUUUCUUCCCCCACACCUGGUGCCUGCCAGCAGAUUACAGUGACUUCCAGGCAUAUGCACGAGCGAAGAGGCACAAGACGUUUAUCUGCAAGCCGGACUCGGGGAGUCAAGGCAAGGGGAUAUUCCUGGUCAAGUCUGCCAGGGAGGUUCCUCAUGGGGAGCACAUCAUCUGCCAGCUUUACAUAGCCAAGCCACUGAUCAUUGACGGUUAUAAGUUUGACCUGAGGAUCUACGUGCUGGUGACCUCCUGCGACCCCUUCCACAUCUUCAUCUACAAGGAAGGACUGGCCCGCUUCUGCACCAGUCAAUACUGCCAGCCUGCUAAGACUAAUAUGGAGAACAUCUGCAUGCAUCUAACCAACUACGCCAUAAACAAGCGCAGUGAGAACUUUGUGCGUGAUGAAAAUGCAGGAAGCAAAAGGAAGCUUUCAGCAUUGACCCGCCUCUUGCAGGAGAGAUCCUGUGACGUCAUGAAGCUGUGGCUCGACAUCGACGAUCUGGUCAUCAAGACUCUGGCGUCGGCCCACUCGGUCCUGAGUCACAGCUACCACACCUGCUUCCCCCGCCACGCCCUGCCAGGCUCAAACUCAUCUGGAGCCUGUUUUGAGCUGCUGGGUUUCGAUGUGUUGCUAGACCAGAGGCUGAAGCCAUGGUUACUGGAGGUGAACCACUCUCCCAGCUUCACCACCGACUCUGCCCUGGACCGUGAGGUGAAGGACCGCCUGCUGUCCGACACGCUGGUCCUGGUGAACCUGACGGCGUGCGACCGCCGACGGGCUGAGCAGAACCAGCGGCGACAGAUCAGAGCCAGGCUGCAGCGGGGUCACUGUAGAGAGAGCAUGGAGGAGCAGGUUGUGGAGGACGCACAGCGGGAACAGAGGGUUCUUCGGUACGAGGACGGCCACCUGGGAGCCUACCGGAGGAUCUUCCCCAGGGAAGGCGGCGACAAGUACGACAAGUACUUCCUGCACAGCUCCUCGCUGUUCCAGGAGACGGCUGCGUCCCGGGCCAGGGAGAAGUGUACCAGGGAGCAGUUGCAGGAGCUGUAUGAGAAGCAGCAGAGCAACCGAAACAUCGCGGAUCGCUGGCGGGGGCUGCAGGGGGAGUCGGCGGGGGAGAAGCGAUGUAGGACCUCUCAGUCUUCCCUGGGUCCGGCCCCCCACCACACGAAAACUAACACGCAUGCCGGGAGUACUCCACACUUGCUGCCGGCGUUGCCUGCGGCAACAGUCUGCUGGAGGAAAGAGGAAGUAGAGGAGGAGCAGAAGCGACUGCGGGAGUUACGGCUCCGUGAAAACCUAAUAAGAAACCUCGGUGUGGCCAAACAGUUGUACAACAUGUUCCACGACGCGCCGUCAUCCAAACAGGCCAACGCCCCGCUGUCCGUCCUGACCGAAUCCCACCUGCUUCUCAGAAGGAUGACCACCAUGCUGGAGCCCUUAAGAUCUGAUGGAAGGAGCUUUCAGAUUGUGCCCACUCUGAGCAUCAGUACUGAAUGUGAGAUGGACUUUGCCUCUCUGAACCCACCAUCAAAUCCAAUCUCCAACCAUCUGCCCCCAAGCGGUUCCCCCAAGCGGUCCAAGCCCAAGUCUGAGCCAAGCCUUUAUCAUCGUCAGCAGCAGCACCAUCCUCCCAUCAGCACCGACCAGAACCCCCAGCCAGUCCCGCUAAACUCCCAGAACCCCCAGGGUCCGAACCAGGCCAUGAGUGAGCCCCACAUCAGAGCUCAGUACCAACCCCACCCGUGGGCCCCCCAGCAGCUGUUCGGCCCAGACUCCCAGGGCCAUGCCCAGCUCCGGGUUCCCACUCCAGGCCAGACUCACCCGGGAAAACCCCUAAGACCACAAGCCUCCGCCGCCGCAUUGCUUAACAGCUGUGUUGUACAGACCAGUGUAACCGUGAAGGCCAGCAAAAGACAUGCCUCACUACCCACCAGUGGGUCCUUCUGUAAACUAGGGUCCACGAAGAGCAACUUUGCAGUGCGAAGAUCUCGUGGCCAUACAAACUCAUGGCACCCCUCUCAGCUGAUAUGUCCCACAGGCGUCUAUAGCGACCUCCACAUUGUGUCUGGUCCCGCCCCCAUCAAUAAACGACCCAGCCAAUGUCCCAUCAGGCACAGCGAGACCCCCAGAUGUGGCACCAAACGGUGAUAACUCCCUGGUCCAAUGCUCUGAGGCGCAUGGACCAGCAUUAGGAAGCAGUUCCAGAGACGCAUCGCCCCCCCCCCCCGGAAGAUGUCCCAAGGAGAGAGCGACUUUAAAAGAGCCAGAGAGAAGCAGGACAACACCAGACCAACUCCACGCAGCAAAAUAUCUGCAUUUUUAUCAUAUUUUUAUUCAUUUUUAUGUUUAUAUCUUGGUGGAUUUAUUAGACAAACAUGUUUAUUGUUAUGUAUGCUGGUGGGAAAAUAAGUGCUUUAGUUUUAAAUAGUUUCAUUUUGUUAUAAAUGAAUGAAUUAUUUUGUAAUUAUUAUGGUAUUACUGUGUAGUUGUUGUUGUUUUAUAUUGUUAGUCUUCUCCAACUCAGGAAUGUGUCAUUAGAAUAUCAGGAAAUUUGCAACUGAUUGAUAUUCCCCAGUGUUCUGUUGAUCUUGCUUCCUGCUGUCAACAACAGGUUUGACCGAAGGAUGCAUUUAAGUAGUUCUCCUGCACUUUUAUAGGCUUUCCUGUUUGGAGGGCUUGAAUUGCUUGAGAGGCUGUCUGUGGUCAUCUUAGAUAUAUAGAAUACAAAUAAUAAAAGAACACGUACUGUUGUUUCUCAGUUACAUGUCUAUAUCUUUCAAUUAAUUUUAUUGUGAACGUUAGUUAUGUCACAGACUGUGUUACACAUUAUCUUAUGGUCGCAACAUGUCAGCAGAAUAUACCCGUCAACAUGGAGAAACAAACCAGUUCUAUUUCAUGUAGGCUUCGCCGUCGAGGCUUCGCCUUAUGGGCUUGUCCCGUGCGCGCACUGAAAAAUUUAAACUAUGCACCAAUCAACUUGGGUACCGCCUACAUUUCCCACGGCACCGUGUAUAUAAGGCGGCGCAAACCGCCGCCCAUCCUCCCUUUUCUUUCAGCGAUUUGUACUGAUCAACGAAACCGAAGAUAUGACUUCCAAGAUGACCGGUGGCAGCGGCGUGGGCGCUCAGCCAGAUGGCUAUAGGGUGGCGGCCGGACGGCGUGUUUACAUAACCUUUGGUUCACCUGCUUCUAAGAAGCAGCGUCCCUUUGAGCGUCGUGGGUGGGCUGGAGACUCAUUACACAAACCCGGAGAUACGGACGCUUGUACUAGUUUCCUAGUUUCCCACAUUAUCCCCUCUACCUUCCUUCUACAGUCUGUGGAAGGUGAGGAGACGGGUCUGCGUGCUGUGGUUACAGCCAGCGGACAACGCACGGUCAUGAGUGCUACGGCUACAUGGCUCGUUGCCUGUUCAGCGGACACGAGCG